This is a messenger RNA of Daphnia magna, 4662 nucleotides long. RefSeq lists its product as uncharacterized. NCBI's taxonomy places the organism in Eukaryota, Metazoa, Arthropoda, Branchiopoda, Diplostraca, Daphniidae. The transcript has 3 exons. The record is from RefSeq and is a predicted model, not a curated record.
AUGGCCGACAAAAACGUUGUUGACCCGCCCGACCUAUUCGGCAUGCGAACAAAUGCCAAGCGUAGACACACGAACCUUCUGCGACAAGCAAGAGAGUUAAUAAACAUCAACGCCACGCGAGAAGAAUUCGAAGCAUUCAUGCCAACUCUCGAACUGGCGCACAGUAAUCUCGUUCACAUUCACGAACGAUACGUGGCCGCCGCACAACUUGACGAUGGUGAACUGCACGCAGCAGCCGCCUACUUCGAAAGCAUCAACAAUCUGCAAGCCGCAUGUGUUCAAGCAGUCGCUGCCGCCUUACGAAGAACAGCCCCUCGACGCGCAUGGAACAUUUCCAACACCGUGGUCCGUGAGCUGAGUCAAAAUGUAUCAACUCCUCAACCUAAUCAAGAGAUCGACGCUGUGGGCAUCGUACCAGAGCCGCAACAGUCAAACGGCACACCACAGCCGACCCAAGACGAUCGAUCGAACGACACGCAGCACGACACCUUAAAUCACGUAAAUUUCGACCUUCACACAGCAGCAAAACAACGCAAAAUCGAUCUUGAAUUUCGAUUGAAGCAAGCAAAAAUAAAACAGGAUCGUGAACUCAAAGAUCUAGAGCUCAAAAACGCGCGGGAACGAGAAGACCUGGAACUUGAAAUUCAGUACGAAAAUCACUUGAUCGAGAGCUGUGGUUAAGGCUGUGGUGGUGCAAUUGGAUCACCGCAAUUAUCGUCCACACCCAACUUACCAAGCAACGUCCCGAUGAAUGAUUUGGCUAACCUUCCGCUUCUGCCAGCUGUCGUUAACUCGACUCCACCGACGCAACCUAAUUUUGCCCCGUCGCAUCAUUGGCUGAAGCUAGACGUGGAAAAAUUCAAUGGAGACCCCCGUAAAUGGCUUAAAUACGCCCACGGUAUAAGAGCAACGAUCCGAGAUGUAAAUAUGCCCGAAUCGCUGAAACUUCUGGGGCUUCAAGAAAGUUUGAAGGAAGACAUCCAGCGUCGUGUCGCUCAUAUUUUCACGGGUGCGUACACUUUUCAAUCGGCUUGGGCCGAGCUAGAAAAAAAAUAUGGAAGCCCGCACCUUAUCAUACAAGCACACGAUCAGCAUAUGCAGCAGCUCCCUUCAUUCAGAAACGGGGACUUUAACGCACUCUUUAAUUUGGCCGCUGCAGUACGCGACGCCGUGUCAAGCGUAGAUGAAAGCCACGUCAUGAUGUUCAACACCGUCGCCAACUUACUUCAUGCCAAAUUGCCGAUCAACUUACAAACAGACUGGGGAAAAUAUGCUUAUGGUUUAGACAGAAUGGCCACCUUAAAAGAUUUCGACAAAUGGAUCGAUCGCGUGCUCAGCGCUGAAGAACUUCGUGGCGGAAAGCUAUCGUCAUCCAACGCAAUGAACGCUGUUAAAAACCCCAUUCAGCCUUCAAAUAGCAACCGUCAGUUGGGCAGCUACACACCCGGAAGCAGCAACUACAAUAACCGCGGAGCGACCGUUCUCGCAGGAUCCUUAUCAAACGUUACCACCCUUUCUGACUGCCUGGCCUGCAAAGAAAGUCCGGCCCACAGGUUAGAGAUGUGCAACGUGUUUAAACGAAUGUUGGUGAAUGCCCGCGCAUCGCUGUGUGCCACCAACAAUCACUGCUUCAAGUGUCUCGUCCGCGGCCACUAUGGACGGAAAUGCAACUCAACCGAAUCGAAAUGCAAGGAGUGCCAGGGCCCGCAUCAUUCGCUGCUUCACGGAGCCGAACGACAGUUUCCUGCCUCAUCGCGGAACCAAGGUAAAAACCAUACUAUAUUAAUGGUAAAGGCACCAACAGCCAAUAUCCGCCCAGUCCUAUUAGCUGUUGUCAAACUCGUAGUGGAAAUGAACAAUUCGGCUCAAACAACCUUCGCGAUUCUUGACCAAGGCAGCGAAGCUACUCUCAUAUCGCGAAAGCUAGCGAAUUUGCUUAAGUUGAAAGGUCCUUCAGCCAGCAUUUGCUUCGGCUCGUUUAACAACUCUGUGUUAAUGGAUUCGAACAUCGUAUCAUUCAAACUCAAAUCGAUCGACGGAUCGCAAGCGUUCGACGUUCGCGAAGCGUUUGUUGUCCCCAGCAUUAAUCUUUCGCAACGCAAAAUUAACUGGCCUGGCAUCAAGAAACGAUGGGAACAUUUGGCCGACAUCGACUUACCUGCCAUAGACUCUUCCAAAGUAGAAAUUCUUGUGGGGAUGGACAUGUUACCAGCUCUUCGAACGCUAAACACUGCUGCCCCAAAUGAUGGUGAAACCGGCCCUACCGCUUUGCAAACGUGUUUUAGCUGGGCUGUAGUGGGCAAAAUACCGUUGUGUCUAGUCGCCGGACCGAGCAACAAAAGCAGCGUGAACUUAGGUUUCGUCCGACAAGAACCCUUUCUAUCAGAAGUAGUUGACCGUUUCCAUUUAACUGAAACUUUCGGCGUCGUGGCAAAAGCCGCGAAAACAAAUACAGCGGCCAACGAAGACGAGCAGAUGUUGAGCAUCUUACAGCGAUCGAUAAAAUUUAUUGGAUGUGGUUACCAAGUAGAACUUCCGCUUCGUCAAGACAGACCGGUCAUACCAAACAACAGAGGACAAGCAGUUUCCCGUUUCUGUGGCCUGGAACGCCGAAUGUUAGAGCCACAUAUGCGCGAGACCGCCGCAAAAUACGUAACCAUUGUCGAGAAUCUUAUAUCGUCAGGAACCGUGGUCGCCGUCAACUGGUCGGACAUAAACAAGCCGGAAGGUAUGGUUUGGUAUCUACCUCACUUCUACGUCGUUAACCCGAACAAACCCGAAAAAAUUCGAGUUGUCUUCGACUGCGCUGCGCUUUACAGAGGUGUGCCGCUUAACCAUUAUCUUUUGCGUGGCCCGCCGUUCAUCCCGUCGCUAGUCGGCAUCCUCCUCCGCGCUCGUCAGUUUCCCGUCGCACUCACCGCUGACAUCACUGCGUUUUACCACAGAGUUGGUGUGGCCGAAAAACAUCAGUCCUUACAACGAUUUGUCUAUCGCGAAUUUGGCAGUAACGCACCAAUCACAACCUACCAAUUCGCAACCCUGGUAUUUGGAGCUGUUUGUUCCUCCUCUGCCGCAAUAUUCUUUUUACAGCAUGCAGUCAACGCAAACGUACAAUAUCCGCAGGUCGCCGAUAAAUUGAAAGACAAUUUUUAUUCCGACAAUUUGAGCGACUCAUUCGAAACUAACGGCGAAGCAAUAAAUUUCGAAAAGCAAGUAACGCAGUCUCUCGCGUCCGCCGGUUUUAGUCUGACAAGCUUCGAGUCGUCAUCCCGGCAAGUCUUGGCAACCAUCCCAGAAAAUCAGCGAACUUCAAACACCGUUGACUUGAAUAAAGACGUGCUACCUGUGGAAUAUCUUCUUGGUAUGGUGUGGGAUCUUAACUCGGACUCUUACGGCAUCAGAAUAAAAUCAAUGCCAACGGUUACUACAAAACGAGAAUUAUUGUCCGCAAUUUCUCUCACAUUCGACCCUCUCGGCAUUUGUCUUCCGGCCAUUACCGGCGCUAAACUGUUAUUUCAACAGACACAAAAACUGGCGAAAGAUACACCGGAUGUUCGCUCCGAUUUUGUGUUGGUCAUUUUUGCCGAUGCUUCGUCCGUCGCCUUCGGAGCGGUCGCCUACCUGCGCGUACGAUUCGGUGAUAAAAUUCAUGUCAGCUUCGUCAUGGCCAAAGGUCGCCUGGCACCCCUCAAGCCGACAACCAUUCCCCGACUGGAGUUGAAAGCGGCAGUAUUGGCCGUCAACCUGUCGUUGUUCGUGAAACAGGAGCUUCGACUUUCGUUUUCCUCAGUUGAGUUUCAUACGGACUCACAAAUUGUUUUGUAUCAGCUUCGCGCCUCUCACCCCGGUCACCCAUCAUUUGUAAACAAACGGACAAAUGAGAUUCUACAGCACUCGAUGGUUGAUCAAUGGCACUACAUUCGCAGCAGCGACAAUCUCGCCGACGAUUGUACCCGAGGAAUCGUUCCGAAAGACUUUGGGCCGAAUUGCCGCUGGAUUCGAGGGCCAGAUGUUCUUUUCAACGUGUCGUACUCUCCGCCGCCAUUCGAUCAGCAAAGCAUUAAGGCUAAAGAAAACGAAGAAAUACAGGCGGUCAAUGUGCAACAGCUGCACGUUGCUAUAAGUUCUUGCCACCCGUUGUCAUCCGCUUUGUCUAAACUCAUCACCCGAAGCAUUCAACUUAACACUCUGAAACGAGAAGCUGCUCUGCUGCUGUGCGGCGACUCCACGUCGAAUGAUGAUCUGAAUUCCGACGAGAUCGCCGAAGCCUUCCGCAUCUGUCUGCUAGUGUCGCAGCAGGACGCAUUCUCACGGGAACGUGCAGCUCUUCAGAAAGGAAAAACGAUCUCUCGUGACUCCGUCUUGAGGCGGGUCGGGCCAUACCUCGACCCAGACGACGGCCUGUUGAAAGUCGAUGGAAGAUUGGGCCACGCAGUGAUGCCGGCACGUACCCGUAACCCAAUAAUAAUUGCACCGGAUCAUCCACUUACAAGGCUUAUCAUCAGCGACCGUCAUUUACAAUUGCUCCAUUCUGGUGUGGAACACACGUUGGGUGUUGUUCGUGAGCAGUUUUACCUCCCACAAGGACGCAGGGCCAUCCGGCGUACACGUGCACAGUGUACCAAAUGUAAGAUGCUGCGUGCUAUGCCUCAGGCACCAUGA